Molecule: messenger RNA, 8457 nt
Organism: Salvia miltiorrhiza (redroot sage)
Lineage: Eukaryota; Viridiplantae; Streptophyta; Magnoliopsida; Lamiales; Lamiaceae
Product: dnaJ homolog subfamily C GRV2
Exons: 22
Coding region: 506-8158 (2550 amino acids)
Biological process (GO): regulation of early endosome to late endosome transport; receptor-mediated endocytosis; endosome organization
Cellular component (GO): endosome membrane
Source: RefSeq, a predicted model, not a curated record
AAUCAAAGAGAAAAGCAAACAAAAAAUAAAUCGGAAAAAACAAAAAAGGGGGUGGGGCGUAGUAGCGUCUAGCAUUCGACUGUGGAACCCCAUUCUUUCAAUCAUUUCAUUUCCAAAUAAAUUUGUUCGAUCUUCAGGAGAUAAAAUCUAUUCUAGUUACUUGAUUAAUAAAUUGAUGCUGACUCGCAAUUUCCUCUAAUCUGUCCCAAUUUCUAAAACGGUUAUGCGUCGAUUUUAUUAAUUUUUUAUGUUAAGCGAUCAUUCGUUUUCGCCACGAUCUUCUGAUUACAUAUGCGGAUUGAUUGGGUUUUGGAGGCGAUCAGCUCUGCUGUGAGUUGAAUCCCGAUAGCUUAAUUGACAAGUUAGGGUUUCCAGAUUUGGAGCUCUGGGUGCCAAUCAGUCGAGGCAGAGACCUCUGCCGUCUUCUUCGGCAGGUGGAUUAUGGUUCUUCCUCCGCCCUAGUCAUCCGCGGCCCCACUCUCUCCACUAUCUUCCCGACCCUCAGAUGGAUUUCGUCAGCCGCCACGCCGGCGCCCCCUCCGACCACCAGCCGCCUACUCCCUCCGCCUCCUCUGCCGCCCCGCCUGAAGAGCCCGAGUAUCUGGGCAGGUACACGGUCGUUAAGCACUCAUGGCGCGGCCGUUACAAGAGAAUUCUGUGCAUUUCCAAUCACUCAAUUAUCACUUUGGAUCCAGGCACGCUGUCCGUGACUAAUUCGUAUGAUGUCGGUAGUGAUUUUGAAGGAGCUAACCCGAUCAUCGGGAGGGACGAGAGUUCCAGUGAGUUUAAUAUCAGUGUGCGGACUGAUGGCCGUGGGAAAUUUAAAGCGAUGAAGUUUUCUUCCAAGUAUAGGGCGAGUAUAUUGACUGAACUGCAGCGGAUUAGAGGGAAUAGAGUAGCCGCUGUGGGGGAGUUCCCUGUUCUUCAUUUGCGAAGGCGGACCUCGGAAUGGAUCCCUCUUAAAAUGAAAGUUACUUAUGUUGGAGUUGAAGUGAUUGACUUGAAGUCUGGAGAUCUUCGAUGGUGUUUGGACUUCAGAGAUAUGGAUUCUCCAGCCAUAAUUCUUCUCUCUGAAGCUUAUGGGAGGAAAAAUGGUGAUAGUGGUGGGUUUGUUCUAUGUUCCCUAUAUGGACGAAAAUCUAAAGCUUUUCAGGCAUCUUCAGGGACUUCAAAUGCGGCGAUUAUAUCGAGUUUGACUAAAACUGCAAAUUCCAUGGUCGGGGUUUCAUUAGUUGUCGAUAGUUCUCAGUCACUUACCAUCACAGAAUAUGUGAAGCUAAGGGAUAAUGAGGCUGUGGGGGCCCAAGAAACUCCUCUUGGUGGUUGGUCUGUUACAAGGUUGCGAACUGCUGCACAUGGGAUGCUACAUUCUUCUGGUUUAAGCCUGGCAAUUGGACCAAAAGGGGGACUUGGGGACUCAGGUGAUGCUGUCUCACGUCAACUUAUUCUCACGAAGGCUUCACUUGUUGAAAGACGGCCGGAAAACUAUGAAGCUGUAAUUGUUAGGCCCUUAUCUUCAGUUAGUGCUCUUGUUCGAUUUUCUGAGGAGCCACAGAUGUUUGCCGUGGAAUUUAAUGAUGGAUGUCCCAUUCAUGUAUAUGCUAGCACCUCUCGUGAUAGCUUACUCGCAGCAGUUCUGGAUGUUUUGCAAACUGAAGGUCAAUGUCCAGUGCCUAUUUUGCCUAGGUUGACGAUGCCUGGCCACCGGAUCGAUCCUCCUUGUGGCAGAGUUCAUUUACUAUUUCCCCAGCAGCCUCAACGCCCUGUUGCUGAUAUGGAAUCUGCAACAAUGCAUUUAAAACACCUUGCAGCAGCUGCAAAAGAUGCUGUGGCUGAAGGAGGCUCAAUUCCUGGUUCAAGAGCUAAAUUGUGGAGGAGGAUAAGGGAGUUUAAUGCAUGCAUUCCAUUUAGUGGAGUUCCCCCUACUGUUGAAGUACCUGAGGUGACUCUGAUGGCCUUGAUCACAUUGCUUCCUGCUGCUCCAAAUCUUCCUCCAGAGUCCCUACCCUUGCCACCACCUUCGCCUAAAGCAGCUGCUACUGUAAUUGGUUUCAUUGGAUGCUUACGCAGGUUGCUCUCUUCAAAAAAUGCCGCAUCACAUGUGAUGUCGUUUCCUGCUGCUGUUGGACGAAUCAUGGGCCUGCUUAGAAAUGGUUCUGAGGGAGUAGCGGCUGAAUCAAUAGGGCUUAUUGCUAUGCUUAUUGGUGGUGGUCCAGGGGAUACAACUAUGUUAUCAGACACAAAGGGAGAACAACAUGCAACAAUAAUGCAUACGAAAUCUGUACUAUUUGCUGAACAGAGUAACCUGAAUAUUCUUGUUAACAGAUUAAAACCUACCUCUGUUUCACCAUUAUUAUCAAUGACCGUUGUUGAAGUUCUUGAAGCUAUGAUAUGCGAGCCACACUGUGAAACUACCCAGUACACAGUGUUUGUUGAAUUACUGCGCCUUGUAGCUGGGUUGCGUCGUCGAUUGUUUGCGUUAUUUGGGCAUCCUGCAGAAAGUGUACGAGAAACUGUAGCUGUAGUUAUGCGUUCAAUAGCGGAAGAAGAUGCUGUUGCUGCUGAAUCAAUGAGGGAUGCUGCUUUACGUGAUGGUGCAUUACUGCGGCAUCUAUUACAUGCGUUCUACCUUCCUGCUGGUGAAAGACGUGAUGUCAGCCGACAACUUGUUGCUCUGUGGGCAGAUUCUUAUCAACCUGCCCUUGAAUUGUUGUCUAGAGUUCUACCGCCUGGGCUGGUUGCGUAUUUGCACACAAGAUCAAAUGGAACAGCAGAUGAAGAUAUCUCCAAUCAGGAACUUUCCUUGAUGAGUAGAAGACAGCGGCGUUUACUGCAACGAAGAAGAAAUCGUCCAGUUGGAAUCCCGUCUCAAGGCCCGAGCAUGCCUUCUGUUAAUGAUACUGAAGGCACCGAACAAGUACGGCAGACAAAUGGACAUGCAUUUAGAGGAUUAGAUGGAUAUCGAAACUUAGCAGAUGAUUCAACUAGUGGGUACAUUCCAUCUGUUCAGCCUUCACGGGUUCACCCUGGUGACAACUAUGAGAUUCGUGCUGCAGGGGUCCCUCAAAGUGAUCAUUCAUCAGCCGUUGCUUCGUCUGAUAAUUAUGCAGCACGUGACUCUGAUAUUGGUCCAUCUAGCCCCCAUAAUUCAGGAAUCCCUGCUCCUGCCCAGGUGGUUACAGAGAAUGCACCUGUGGGGUGCGGAAGAUUGCUAUUAAACUGGCCUGGUUUCUGGAGAGCUUUUGGUCUUGACCACAAUCGUGCUGACUUGAUCUGGAAUGAGCGUACUCGGCAGGAGUUGAUGGAAGCUUUGCAGGCUGAGGUUCACAAAUUAGAUCUUGAGAAAGGAAGAACUGAAGAUAUUGUUCCUGGGGGUACAUCCAAGGAAACUGUGAGUGGGCAAGAGACCAUGCCUCAGAUAUCAUGGAACUAUGCGGAAUUUGCUGUUCGGUACCCUAGCUUGGCUAAGGAAGUUUGUGUUGGUCAAUAUUAUCUCCGUCUGCUGCUUGAGAGUGGAACUAGCGGUAGAGCUCAAGACUUUCCUCUGCGUGACCCAGUUGCAUUUUUCAGAGCACUUUAUCAUCGGUUCCUCUGUGAUGCGGACACUGGGCUGACGGUAGAUGGCGCUGUUCCUGAUGAAAUGGGUUCAUCCGAUGAUUGGUGUGAUAUGGGAAGAUUAGAUGGUUUUGGUGGAGGGGGUGGAUCCUUAGUCAGGGAGCUCUGUGCAAGAGCGAUGGCUAUUGUAUAUGAGCAACAUUAUCACUCGGUAGGACCAUUCGAAGGCACUGCACAUGUUACAGUACUCUUGGAUCGGACAAAUGAUAGAGCUCUGAGACACCGUCUUCUUCUCCUUUUGAAGGUUUUGAUGAAAGUUCUGUCAAAUGUGGAGGCAUGUGUUUUGGUUGGAGGAUGUGUGCUUGCUGUUGAUUUACUAACAGUUGUUCAUGAAGCUUCAGAAAGGACUGCUAUACCAUUGCAGUCUAACUUAAUUGCUGCUACUGCUUUCAUGGAACCGAUGAAAGAAUGGAUGUUCACCGACAAGAACAAUACCCAAGUUGGGCCCGUUGAGAAGGACACUGUUAGAAGGUUUUGGUCAAAAAAUGAAAUUGACUGGACGACCAGAUGCUGGGCAUCUGGGAUGCCUGACUGGAAGAGACUAAGAGACAUCCGUGAGCUCAGGUGGGCAAUGGCUGUUCGAGUUCCUGUGCUUACUCCAGUUCAGGUUUCAGAGGUGGCAUUGUCCAUACUACACAGCAUGGUAGCUGCUCAUUCAGAUAUAGAUGAUGCAGGAGAGAUUGUUACACCAACACCUAGAGUAAAGCGAAUCUUGUCAAGUCCACGUUGUCUUCCACAUAUAGCUCAGGCUAUGCUUUCUGGUGAACCAACCAUAGUUGAGGCUGCUGCUGCUUUGCUUAAGGCUAUAGUCACCAGGAAUCCCAAAGCCAUGAUAAGAUUAUACAGUACAGGCGCAUUUUAUUUUGCCCUGGCAUAUCCUGGAUCUAAUCUUCAUUCAAUUGCCCAACUUUUCUCAAUGACUCAUGUUCACCAAGCUUUUCAUGGAGGGGAAGAAGCCGCAGUCUCCUCUUCUUUACCUUUGGCAAAACGAAGUGUUCUGGGUGGCCUCUUACCUGAGUCAUUGCUCUAUGUACUGGAACGUAGUGGGCCAGUUGCUUUUGCAGCAGCAAUGGUCUCUGAUUCAGACACUCCCGAAAUUAUUUGGACACAUAAGAUGCGAGCAGAGAAUCUAAUCUGUCAGGUUCUUCAGCAUCUUGGUGAUUUCCCUCAGAAAUUGUCACAGCAUUGUCAUUCCUUGUAUGAUUAUGCUCCAAUGCCACCAGUUACAUAUCCAGAGCUGAAAGAUGAAAUGUGGUGUCAUCGUUAUUAUCUUAGAAACUUGUGUGAUGAAAUUAGAUUUCCUAAUUGGCCAAUUGUUGAACAUGUUGAGUUUUUGCAAUCAUUGCUGGUAAUGUGGCGAGAGGAAUUAACUCGAAGGCCAAUGGAGCUUUCUGAAGAAGAAGCUUGUAGGAUACUGGAGAUUUCAAUUGAAGAAGUAUCCAGGGAUGAUGCCCCUAGAAAACGAGGAUUUGGGUCACUUGAGGAGGACAUAUCAAAGCAGAUCGAGAAUAUUGAUGAGGAAAAGCUCAAGAGACAGUAUAGAAAACUUGCAAUGAAAUAUCAUCCCGACAAAAAUCCUGAAGGGAGAGAGAAGUUUCUAGCAGUGCAAAGAGCUUAUGAAUGCCUGCAGGCAACCAUGCAAGGGUUGCAAGGACCCCAGGCUUGGAGGUUGUUACUUCUCUUAAAGGGCCAAUGUAUCCUAUACAGGCGAUAUGGGACUGUCUUGAUGCCAUUCAAAUAUGCUGGGUAUCCAAUGCUGUUAAAUGCCAUUACAGUGGAUAAAGAUGAUACUAAUUUUCUUUCUUCUGAUCGAGCACCUCUCUUAAUCGCAGCCUCGGAGCUUGUUUGGCUGACGUGUGCGUCCUCUUCAUUGAAUGGUGAAGAGCUUGUGAGGGAUGGUGGGAUACCCCUUCUUGCUACUCUUCUUUCUCGAUGCAUGUGUGUGGUCCAACCAACAACUCCUGCCAGUGAACCAUCUGCCACUAUUGUUGCUAACAUAAUGCAGACAUUCUCAGUUACAAGUCAGUUUGAAAGUGCCAGAAUAGAAAUGCUUGAGUUAUCUGGGUUAGUUGAUGACAUUGUUCAUUGCACGGAGCUUGAGCUGGUGCCGGCAGCUGUUGAUGCUGCGCUUCAGACUAUUGCUCAUGUUUCUAUCUCCUCUGAAUUUCAAACUGCUCUUCUGAAGGCUGGUGCCCUUUGGUACCUUAUACCUUUACUGCUUCAGUAUGAUUCCACAGCUGGGGAAUCAGAUAAGACUGAUGCUCAUGGUGUUGGUACUAGUGUUCAAAUAGCAAAAAAUUUACAUGCUGUACAGGCAUCUAAUGCCUUGUCAAGGCUUAGCGGUUUGGGCAGCAGCGACUCUCUGGCACCCUAUAAUGAAGCUGCAGCUGAUGCCCUUAAAGCUUUGCUGACUCCUAAACUUGCAAGCAUGCUGAAAGAUAACUCACCCAAAGAUCUCUUGUCCAUAUUAAACUCAAACUUGGAGUCUCCUGAGAUAAUCUGGAAUUCCUCCACUCGAGCAGAACUGUUGAAUUUUGUUGAGGAGCAGAGUGCAAGCCUCAGACAAGAUGGCUCAUGUGAACUGAAAGAUUCACAUUCUUUUCUUUAUGAAGCGAUAUCUAAGGAACUGUAUAUUGGCAAUGUAUACUUGAGAGUCUAUAAUGAUCAACCAGAUUCUGAAAUUACUGAACCUGAGAGAUUCUGUCUUGCCCUAGUUGAUUAUAUAUCACAUCUAGUGCACAAUAAUGCACCUGCUGCAAAUAGUCAAAUUAAUGGUGAUGUAACCACUGAAUCAUCUGGCGUGCAUCCCUCCUCUGAUGAUUCUUCAGCAUAUGUUGAUGGGAAACCUACAGACAAGGAGGAAACUGAGUUAAUAAAGAAUCUCCAAUUUGGUCUGAUAUCUCUCCAGCACUUAUUGACGAGAAAUCCCAAUUUAGCUUCUGUUGUGUCCUCAAAGGAAAAGUUAAAGCCCCUCUUCGAGUGCUUUUCUCUUCCCGCUGCUUCUACAAGCAAUAUUCCCCAGCUUUGUUUAGUUGUGUUAUCACGCUUGACAACGUAUGCCCCUUGCUUGGAGGCAAUGGUUGCGGAUACCUCGAGUUUGCUUACGUUACUACAGAUGCUUCAUUCAUCUCCCAGCUGUCGUGAAGGAGCUCUGCAUGUCCUCUACGCCUUGGCAAGCACACCAGAACUUGCAUGGGCAGCUGCUAAGCAUGGUGGGGUUGUUUUCAUUCUCGAGGUGCUCUUGCCAAUAAAAGAAGAGAUCCCGUUGCAGCAAAGAGCGGCAGCAGCUUCAUUACUAGGAAAGCUUGUUGGCCAGACAAUGCAUGGGCCCAGAGUUGCAAUAGCCCUGGCUAGAUUUCUUCCUGAUGGCCUUGUCUCUAUAAUCAGGGAUGGUCCUGGUGAAGCAGUUGUCCUUGCUCUUGAGCAAACAACCGAAACUCCAGAACUUGUUUGGACCCCAGCAAUGGCUGCAUCUCUAGCUGCACAACUUGCAACAAUGGCGUCAGAUCUGUAUCGUGAACAGGUGAAAGGACAUCUUGUUGAUUGGGAUGCACCCGAACAUGCCUCUGGCCAACAGGAAAUGAGAGAUGAACCUCAGGUUGGAGGAAUAUAUGUCAGGUUGUUCCUGAAAGACCCCAAAUUUCCUCUAAGAAAUCCCAAAAGGUUUCUCGAGGGUUUACUGGAUCAGUACCUAUCAUCAAUUGCAGCUACACACUAUGAUGGCCAAGCUUUUGACCCUGAGCUUCCUCUACUUCUUUCUGCUGCCCUGGUCUCUUUGCUGAGAGUGUACCCUGCUCUCGCAGAUCAUGUUGGAUAUCUUGGUUAUGUGCCCAAACUCGUGUCUGCAGUGGCUUAUGAAGCUAGCAGAGAGUCAAUGGCUUCAGAAACCUAUUCAUCUGAGGAUGAUACUCCCCAACAAAAUUCACAGACUCCUCAAGAGCGUGUUCGCCUUAGUUGUUUGCGUGUUCUGCAUCAACUUGCAGGUAGCACCACUUGUGCAGAAGCUAUGGCAGCCACCAGUGUGGGGAUGCCCCAGGUCGUUCCACUUUUAAUGAAAGCUAUCGGUUGGCAAGGUGGAAGUAUCCUUGCUCUUGAAACCUUAAAGCGUGUUGUAGUUGCGGGAAACCGAGCAAGAGAUGCACUUGUUGCACAGGGUCUCAAGGUUGGUCUUGUCGAAGUGCUUCUUGGUCUUCUUGAUUGGCGAGCUGGGGGAAGAAGUGGGCUCUUUUCGCAGAUGAAUUGGAAUGAGUCAGAAGCAUCCAUUGGCAGGGUUCUCGCGAUUGAGGUUUUGCAUGCAUUUGCAACAGAGGGGGCUUAUUGUACCAAAGUACGGGGUAUACUAAAUGCCUCAAAUGUAUGGAAUGCCUAUAAAGAUCAGAGGCACGAUCUUUUUCUCCCUUCAAAUGCUCAAACUUCACCUGCCGGAGUUGCUGGUCUCAUCGAGAGUUCGUCGUCUAGGCUUACGUACGCACUAACAGCACCUCCAUCACACUCUACUCAACCGAAGUCCCCUAUCACUGAUUCAAAUGGAAGCCAAGGGUAGAAACACCACGAGAUUAAUGCUGACAAAAGUGAUGGGGAAGGCAUUUUGUAUUCAUUUUUUCCUUGUAUAGCAAAAUGUACAGUUCCGAUCUCUUUCCAUCACUUCCCUCACACAUUCUCAACAUUUCAUCAAUGUGUGCAGGUACAAAUUUUGUAUAUCUUUUUUGUUUGUCAUCAUUUCUGUAUAGCACCGUAGUUGAGAUGAUGACUUGUGUAUUUUAAAUUUGACUAAAGAGUUGGUGUGAAAGUAACCAAAGAUGUAAUACACCCCAUUUUCACAGUUGAUGGUUUUCCUAUUCA